This is a messenger RNA of Stereum hirsutum FP-91666 SS1, 1509 nucleotides long. RefSeq names its product peptidase S10 serine carboxypeptidase. The transcript is spliced from 13 exons. Gene Ontology annotation, molecular function: serine-type carboxypeptidase activity. The coding region runs from base 1 to 1509 and encodes 502 amino acids. The record is from RefSeq and is a predicted model, not a curated record. Lineage: Eukaryota; Fungi; Basidiomycota; Agaricomycetes; Russulales; Stereaceae. Gene Ontology annotation, biological process: proteolysis. Gene Ontology annotation, cellular component: fungal-type vacuole.
AUGCUCCCCAAGAUACUAGGGAUACUAGCUUUACUUGCGGUCGGACAGGUCUCAGUGCAAGCCGGGCCUCAGGCAGCGUUCUCUACUCUUGGGCAUAACUUGGAUGAGGCAGCUCACUCGUUGAAGUUGAAUGCAUCUACGAACUAUGUCGAGACAAUGCACUUGUCUUCGAUAAGCUCUACUGAGGAAUACACGGUCUUGAAUCAUCCCAAACAUCCUGGUCACAGCAUUCGAGUCAAAAAAACAGAUUUCUGUGAUCCUACCGUCAACGUAUACACAGGAUACCUGGAUGUUGACCAGGGCGCGAAACAUCUAUACUUCUACUUCUUCGAAAGUCGACGUGAUCCUGACAACGACGACGUUAUGAUGUGGAUCAACGGAGGACCCGGAUGUUCAAGCUCCAUGGGCUUGUUGAUGGAAUUAGGGCCAUGUAGCAUCGACAUGAAGAACGUAUCUUCAAACGGCACCGUCUUCAACCCCCAUUCUUGGAACUCGGAGACCAAUAUCUUCUUCCUCGACGAACCUGUUGGUGUGGGCUUCUCAUACGCAGACUACGGAGAGACUGUUGGCACAACAGAAGAAGCAGCGUUGAACGUCUAUGCCUUCAUCUCCAUAUUCUUCGAGACCUUCAGUCAGUUCAAGGGACGCCCCUUGCAUUUAUCUGGUGAAAGCUAUGGGGGGCGGUAUCUUCCCGUGUUCGCGAGCGAAAUAUACGACCAGAACAAGAUCGCGGCCACAGAAGGACGUCCUGUGAUCAACUUGACGAGUGUACUCAUUGGCAACGGCAUCACCGACGUAUCCACACUAUAUCCCGGACGAUACGAGGUCGAGUGCGGUACGGCGUCGCUCGACGUUCCGUUCCAGUACAUCUCGACCUGCGUCAGGAUGAAGAAAGCGCUUCCCAGAUGCGAGAAGGCCAUGAACGAUCAUUGCGUUGAGACGUUCGACGAGAUGAACUGUAGAGCCGCUGUCGCCUUCUGCGAUUCUGAGAUGAGCACCGGGUACUGGGCUAGUGGACGGAACGUAUACGAUAUCUCGAAGCCUUGCAUCGGCGACCUUUGCUACGAAGAAAACACCGUCAUCCGAAAUUAUCUCAACCAGCCCUCCGUGCGCGAGCUCCUCGGCGUCACCUCCCCCAACAAUUUCACCGGUUGCUCCUCCGCCGUCGGUUCACUCUUCCACUUCAACAUGGACAAAUACUCUGCCCCGACCCAGUACUACGUCGCCAACCUCCUCGAUCGUGGGAUCCCGAUCCUCAUCUACGCCGGCACGUAUGACUGGCAGUGUAACUGGGUGGCUAAUAAGCUUUGGGUGGAUAAGCUCGAGUGGUCUGGUAUGGACGGAUACGCAAUGGAAGAAUGGAGGGACUGGAAGGUGGAUGGAUCCAGCGGGAAGGCCGGUGAAACGAAGAGUUUUGGGAAACUGACAUUUGCGACGAUCAGAGGUGCCGGGCAUAUGAUAAAGGCACUUACAAUGGUGUCCAGGUGGAUCAGCGGGAAGGCAUUGUAG